UGUACUUUGGAACAACUGCUCGACCUUGCCACUUGCACAAUCUACCAGAAAAGGUUAUGCAGUGCCUGAACACGAUCAUGGCAGAAUCACCAGGCCUCAUCACCAUUUGCCUUUUAGGAUAUCUACUUGGUGCUGAAUGUACAGUUUUUCUUGAUCGUGAAAAUGCCACCAAAAUUUUGACUCGGCCAAAGAGGUAUAAUUCAGGUAAAUUGGAAGAGUUUGUUAAAGGGAAUCUUGAGAGAGAAUGCAUAGAAGAAAGGUGUAGUUUUGAAGAAGCACGAGAAGUUUUUGAAAACACUGAAAGAACGACUGAAUUUUGGAAGCAGUAUGUUGAUGGAGAUCAGUGUGAGUCCAAUCCAUGUUUAAAUGGUGGCAGUUGCAAGGAUGAUGUUAAUUCCUAUGAAUGUUGGUGUCGACUUGGAUUUGAAGGAAAGAACUGUGAAUUAGAUUCAACAUGCAGCAUUAAGAAUGGCAGAUGCAAGCAAUUUUGUAAAAAGAGUGCAGAUAACAAGGUGGUUUGUUCCUGUACGGAGGGAUACCGGCUUGCAGAAGACAAAAAGUCCUGUGAACCAGCAGUGCCAUUUCCAUGUGGAAGAGUUUCUGUUUCACUCACUUCUAAGCUCACCCGUGGCGAGACUAUUUUUUCCAAUAUGAACUAUGAAAAUUCAACUGAAGUUGAGACUAUUUUGGAUAAUGUCACUGAAAGCACUCAAUCACUUCAAGACUUCACUCGGGUUGUUGGUGGAGAAAACGCCAAACCAGGUCAAUUCCCAUGGCAGGUCCUUUUAAGUGGUAAAAUUGGUCCAUUCUGUGGAGGCUCCAUCAUUAAUGAAAAAUGGGUCGUAACUGCCGCCCACUGUGUUGUACCUCCUGUCAACAUUAUAGUUAUUGCAGGUGAACACGACAUUGAGAAGACAGAACCUACAGAGCAAAAGCGAAAUGUGAUUCGAAUUAUUCCUCAUUCCAGCUACAAUGCAACUAUUAAUAAGUACAGCCAUGACAUUGCCCUUCUGGAACUGGAUAAACCCUUGAUACUAAACAGCCAUGUAACACCUAUUUGCAUUGCAGACAGGGAAUAUACAAACAUCUUCCUCAAAUUUGGAUCUGGCUAUGUGAGUGGCUGGGGAAGAGUCUUCAACAGAGGGAGAUCAGCUUCAAUUCUUCAGUACCUUAGGGUUCCACUCGUUGACCGAGCCACGUGCCUUCGAUCCACAAAGUUCACAAUCCAUAAUAACAUGUUCUGUGCAGGUUACCAUGAGGGAGGUAAAGAUUCAUGUCAAGGAGAUAGUGGGGGACCCCAUGUUACUGAAGUGGAAGGGACCAAUUUCUUAACUGGAAUUAUUAGCUGGGGUGAAGAGUGUGCAAUCAAAGGCAAAUAUGGAAUAUAUACCAAGGUAUCUCGCUAUGCCAACUGGAUUAAGGAAAAAACAAAGCUCACUUAAAGAAGAAUGUAUUUCCGGGCGGGAUUGAUUCAUUGGGAUUGAAAAUAGACAGGGUGCUCUACUAACCAAUCACUUUCCCAUCUCUUGAUAGAUUUGAAUAUAUACAUUCUAUGAAUACUGCUUUUUCUCUUUACAGUGGAAAAUUUCAUCUACAAUUCUUAUUUUACUAGAGUAAAUAGCUUAGAAAGUGGAAUCACUAGAGAAAUCUAAUAUGGUGGGAAAUUGUGACCAUUCCUAUGGGCCCAACCCUGGACAAAAUUAUUGAGUUCUUUACUUUGCCCAUCAGGUACUCCUUUUUCACAGCAUUCCUUGCCUCUGCCACUAAAAAAUCAAUAGUUAUUCUGUAUACAGGAUCUUUGGUCUAGUCUAUCACAAGGCCAGCACCACACUCAUAAAGAAAGAAAACAAGAGAAGCUAACGGUUAAAACUCAUCAAAAGCACUACUUCUUUUCCUGAGUCAUUUAUCUUUUCCAGCUCCCAAUCCCCAAAUCAUAUUUUCUCUUUCUUGUUCCUUCUCUUCCCUUUUUCCCUCCACAGUCACUAAAGAAGGGAAAGGGAGUAUUAUGCCUUGCUAUUGUGCAGUCAUACAUGUCUAUCACACCCAGACUUUCAGUUUCAUCUCAGACUUACUUUUGAGAAUAUAGGAAUGAAGUAAGGUGUCUGAAGAAUUUGGGGUGGGGGGCGGCACCUGUGGUUCAAAGGAGUAAGGCGCCGGCCCCAUAUGCCAAAGGUGGUGGGUUCAAACCCAGCCCUGGCCAGAAACUGCAAAAAACAAACAAACAAAAAAACCAAAAUACCUGAAGCUAAUAUGAGUGUCAGUGACUGAUAGGUGGACAAUAUGAGAAAUAAAUUCUAAUUAGCAGAGAAGUUGUUUGUAAAAAAAGAAUUUGGGGUGGGGACUCCUUUCAGAGAAUUAAGUUAGUGAAUUAUAUAUGUGUGUUAGGAAAACAUUUCAUAAAAUAUAAUAUACCAUAUACAUGUGUUUCAACUAAGAAAGCUAACAUUGACCCAGGUACAUUGUCUCCCAUCUGAAAAAAAAAAAAAUGCUAACAGAAAGAAGAGAACAGUCAGUUUGCAACAUAGAACUAGUAGAAUCUUCAAGGAGGGGUUCAAUGAUAUGUCUCCAGCACUGUCCAGGGCCAAGCAAAAAGUUGUCUAGGCUGGAAGCCAUGAGCAUCAUGUCUCCUUGACCAGCACACCUCUGCAGUGGAGAAGGGUGUAGCUGACUCAAAGACAUGAGUCUUUCCAAUCAGCCAACUUAAGUCUCCAUUUUCUGGCUUCACGCUCAACAAGGAACUUUUUGAUUAUAAUUAAUUCUUCUAUCUUGAAUUUUCUAGAAGGUUGCUGACCAACCAACCUAUGUUUCCCUUUGUGAAUUAAUAAACUGAUGUCCUGAUUCAUA
Messenger RNA from Nycticebus coucang (slow loris), 2844 nucleotides. It is a transcript of the gene F9, whose product is annotated as coagulation factor IX. The transcript has 8 exons. Bases 57 to 1442 code for a protein of 461 amino acids. The record is from RefSeq and is a predicted model, not a curated record. Gene Ontology annotation, cellular component: extracellular region. Gene Ontology annotation, biological process: blood coagulation; zymogen activation. Gene Ontology annotation, molecular function: serine-type endopeptidase activity; calcium ion binding. Lineage: Eukaryota; Metazoa; Chordata; Mammalia; Primates; Lorisidae.